Molecule: messenger RNA, 2491 nt
Organism: Belonocnema kinseyi
Lineage: Eukaryota; Metazoa; Arthropoda; Insecta; Hymenoptera; Cynipidae
Gene: Lgr3
Product: relaxin receptor 1
Exons: 21
Coding region: 90-2348 (752 amino acids)
Biological process (GO): G protein-coupled receptor signaling pathway
Cellular component (GO): membrane
Molecular function (GO): G protein-coupled receptor activity; protein binding
Source: RefSeq, a predicted model, not a curated record
CGUGGACCGCUUUUACCCUAGCAAUGGAAAAUACCUUCAAUAAAUUAUAAAAUUAAAAAUUUUAAUAAGAAGAUAAAAAUAUAACAAAAAUGAGGUACAAGCAUAUCACGAUUGUCGGAAUUACUCUGAUAGUAAUUGUCUUUCUCCUUUCCGGCUUAAUGUAUUACUUGAAUCAAGAUGAGUGUUCAGUGGGAACAUUUCUCUGUCGAAAUAGUACAAAGUGCAUUCCUCAACGAAGUUGGUGCAAUAAUCAUCUAGAUUGUCCCGAGGGUGACGACGAAUUACAAACAGAAUGCUUCGAUUCACAUGGAAAUUGGGACUAUUUCUUGAAACUUCGGAAACCACAGAAGUUUCUACCUACUUGUGGCAAUGAAUCUUUGGAAUUUCUUCCACGAUGCGUGUACGUGGAAUGUCACGUAACGUGUACUGAGUACAGAGAAAUACCUCAAAUGUUCAGUGUCAACGUUACCAAGAUAACUAUGACUAACAAUUAUGUGACAAAUUUGCCUGCAAAUGUCCUUUCAAAAUAUUCUCAAUUGCGAUUAUUAUAUCUCAAGAAUAAUUCCAUUGCAAAAUUGGAAAAGGGUGCUUUUAAAUUCCAAACUAAAUUAGAAGACCUAAUUUUGUCCAAAAAUUAUAUACAAGAGAUCAGACAGGGGCACUUUAUUGGUUUGAAUUCUCUGACAAGAUUAAUUAUUGAUGAAAAUAAAAUCUGGGUUUCCGAUUUGUCAGAUUUUGAAAACAGCACUUCACUCGAAUGGAUAAACUUGAAUAAGAAUUUUCUGACGUGUCAAAAUUUAACACUUCCAUUCCUACCAGCACUAGAAGAGUUAUUUUUGGAUGAUAAUCGUUUGGGGUAUAUAACAGAAAAUUUAUUUUCUGGAUUACCAAAGCUGAAUACGCUAAGUCUAGAAGCAAAUCAUAUACAAACUAUUGCUGACAAUUCUUUUCAGAAUUUAAGGUCACUUACAGAACUCAAUUUAGCUUACAACGAAAUUGUAACUGUAUACCCACACAUUUUUCAACCGUUACGAAAGCUUCAAAAACUAUCAAUAGGAUUUAACCCUAUCGAAAAUUUGCCACUAACUCUCUUCGAUCCACUUAGAAAUUUACGAUCACUAGGUGUGGAAGAUAUUAACAUGGUUAAUGUUGAGAAAAACGUCUUCGAUUUGUUUCCAAAUUUAGAUUUCAUAUAUUUCAAAAAAUUUCACUACUGUCCUAUGUACGCUCCGAAGGUUAAAAAAUGUCGUCCAGUAAGUGAUGGAGUUUCAUCUCUCUCACAUUUGCUGGGCAAACCAAUAUUAAGAGCAGCAGUUUGGGGAAUAUCCUGUGUAACUUGUUUAGGAAAUGCCCUCGUCCUUUGGGGAAGAUUUACUGCUAACGAUGAAAAUCGAGUGCUGAGCAUUGUGAUAAGAAACCUGGCAGUUUCAGAUAUGUUGAUGGGAAUUUAUCUGUUAAUAAUUGCGGUGGAAGAUAUUCGAUUUCGGGACAAUUACAGCAAAGAAGCAAAUUCCUGGAUGUCUUCCUGGUCUUGUACUCUUGUUGGAAUCUUGGCGAUGACGUCUUCAGAAGUUUCGGUGCUGAUCCUGUCGUUCAUGUCUGUGGAGAGAUUUAUGGUGAUCGCUGCACCUUUGAAAAGUCAUCGCGCCUUGACACCACAAACUGCCUCUUCUUCGAUGAUUAUUGCUUGGAUUAUUGGCCUUACUCUUGCCUUCAUUCCUGUCAUUCACUGGAGAAGCAGUACAAAAUUCUACGGUGUAAAUGGAAUGUGCUUCCCUCUGCAUAUUGAGGAUCCUUUUCUUGUCGGAUGGGAAUACUCUGCUUUCAUUUUCCUCGGCUUGAAUCUUUUAGGACUCGUCACGAUCUGUUACGUUUAUACCGGAAUGUUCGCCAGUAUUUGGAGAACGCGACAUGCCACUCCUUUGUCAAUUGGUGAUUCUGAAUUUGCCUUGAGGUUCUUCCUGAUCGUGAUGACGGAUGCUGCGUGCUGGGCACCAAUAAUCAUUCUCAAAGCUCUUGCAUUGAUGAAGUACCCCGUUCCGCCUGAUUUGCACGCUUGGGUGGUUGUUUUCAUUCUUCCCGUCAAUAGCGCUGUCAACCCUUUGUUAUAUACAUUCACUACCCCUAAAUUCAGAGAAAGAAUGAACGAUGGAUGGUUUGUGAAAAUUCGUUUGAAUUUUACGAGAAGAUCUUCUAGACAAGAUUCUCAGGUAUCAAAUACAUUAAACAACAAGAGUCUAAAGCUCUCCUUGCCGAUUGCGGUCCAGUAUCCUACAGAAAAUAGUUUUCCUUCAUUUGUCCAAGAUGAAAUCGUCAGAGGACUUCGUAAUCACGAACAAAAAUUUUAAACCAUACCUAUACUCAAGGAUUCUAUUCUAAAAAUGAUAAAUAUAUUUAUCAUUCUUUAGAGUUAAACCUAAAAUCUACAGUUUGAACUAAAUGUUCGUUCAUCGUCCGAGUUUCACCCUUAGGGGCCCAUCCAUAAAUUACC